UUGGGUGACAUAAAAGUAAAUUGUCUGCUGUAUGCUGAUGAUGCAGUGCUUAUUGCACCAUCAGAGGCAGAACUGCAGGCAUUAGUCACGUGUAUGAAAGAGGAAUGUGAAAUUAAAGGUCUCCGUUUGAACGCUAAUAAAACUAAGGUUCUGGUAUUUGAAAGGGACGAAGAGAGAACGAAGUGUGAAAUAUGGAUGGAGAACUACAGGCGAUCGCAACAAAACGACGACGGCUAUUUUCUGGAGACUCUGUAA
Parnassius mnemosyne (clouded apollo) is the source of this 255-nucleotide messenger RNA. The record is from the annotation of a GenBank genome assembly. NCBI's taxonomy places the organism in Eukaryota, Metazoa, Arthropoda, Insecta, Lepidoptera, Papilionidae.